CAUUUAGCUACAGAUAGACAGACACCCACGUUUCGAUCAUUGUUUUCACCAGAGCCAACUUCCAGCAUCUUGGUGCGUACUGCUCCUUUAACAUGUGAGCCGAUUUUCAGGGAACAGCAACUUGUUACAGGCUCAGCGGUCCUCCCCCUUCUGGAUUAUUUAUCAGGCGCUCAGUCCCAUGUCGCCAUCUGCUUUAAGAAAAAGAAGAAGAAAAAACGACAACAACAACAACAACACCCAGACUCUUCGAGCCACAUGAUAGGAGACAUUAACUAGAAAGAAAAACAGUAAUAAGUAACGCACAAUUAAAAAAAAAAUCAAGCAGGACUUAGAAGGUCUUAUGCAACAGGUGAUCAGGAGAAUCCUGCUUGUCAGGCAGAGCUGAAGCGGAUAACUCAGCCAGCAAACAGAGGUUAGUUCAUUUAUAAAUAUGGGAGAAUGCGGUGAGUUUUAUUUCAGCAUGUAAAAAAAUAAAAUAAAAAAAUAAGAUGAUGUUAUAUAUUUAUUUCUGGGACGGAAUCCGCUCAUCAUCGCUCAGUAAAGACCCAUGGAGCAAUAACUAAGCCCGUCCACAGAAUUAACCCGGGGACUGAGAUGAUCGGAGGCUUUAUGGGUGCAACGCUGCUAACCACCCGGUGAACUCGCUCGGGGGGGCGGGGGGUGGGGGGUCAAAGUAGGCAGCCGAGAGAAGGAGCCGCCUUUCCCCGCAGCAGCAGCAGCCUGCAGCAGCCAUGGUGGCGGAGGGCGACAGGGCGCUGCUGGCGGCCCGGCAAGGGGACGUGCAGACGCUCAAAGCGCUCUUAGCCGCGAAGGUCCUGAGCGGCGAGGUGAAGGACGUGCUGGGGGCUUCGCCGGUCCACCACGCAGCCCGGGCCGGGAAGCUGACCUGCUUGCGUUUUCUGGUGGAGGACGCAGGGCUGCAGGGCAACUGCCUGGCCAACAACGGGGCCACUCCGGCGCAUGACGCGGCGGCCACGGGCAACCUGGCCUGCUUACAGUGGCUCCUGACGCAGGGGGGAUGCCGGCCGGAGGACAGGGACAGCUCAGGAGCCACAAUUCUCCACCUUUCGUGUCGCUUCAGUCACCACGAGAUCACCGAGUGGUUGCUUAAGAGCGGUGAGGUGGACGCCGGGGCCUCCACCGAUACAGGAGCCCUACCUGUCCAUUACGCUGCUGCCAAGGGAGACCUGGCUUCGCUCCGACUGUUACUGGGACAAAGCCCAAAUGUUGUCAACUCCCAAACUAAGAACGGUGCCACGCCACUCUACCUGGCCUGCCAGGAGGGCCAUCUGGAGGUUGUCCAAUACCUGGUCAAGGACUGCGGGGCAGAUCCGGGCAUCAGAGCCAACGACAGGAUGACGCCUCUGCACGCUGCUGCUCAGAUGGGCCACAACACCGUCAUCGUCUGGCUGAUGAGUUUCACGGACGUCAGCCUGGCAGACAGGGAUGGCGACGGCGCCACGGCCAUGCACUUUGCAGCCAGCCGCGGCCAUGCGAAGGUGCUCAGCUGGCUGCUGCUGCACGGCGGAGAGAUCGUCACCGACAACUGGGGCGGGACCCCCCUCCACGAUGCUGCGGAGAAUGGUGAACUGGAGUGCUGUCAGAUUCUUGUGGUAAAUGGGGUGGACCUGGGCAUACGGGACCGGGACGGCUUCACAGCGGCGGACCUGGCCGAAUACAACGGCCACUCCCAGUGUGCCAAGUACCUGCGCACAGUGGAGAACAUGAGCGUGGAGCAUCGGGUUUUGUCCCGAGACCCCUCGACGGAGCUUGAGUCCAAGCAGCCGGACUCGGGCCUGUCCUCCCCGAACACCACCAUGCCCCCCGCCAGCCAGGCAGCGCACUUCGACAUCGGCUCCCCGUCCAGCUCGCUGUCCAACUACGACUCUGCCAACUCCAGCCAGUCCAGCACUGGGGAGAAGAGAAGCAGCCUUACGACGUCUCGAGGCCCACCCACCCAGCUAAACACAGUUGCACAUCAAGGGGCACCAGAGUCGGCCAUCUCCGACAUGCAGGCCUACAUGGACAUGCUGAACCCUGACACCAGCGCUGACACGGCCAACGGGGAGCAGAAAACGGUCGGCGCUGGGCCCAACCCUCCACCUCCUCCAGCGUACCCUCCCCCGCCUCCCCCUCAAGCUCCCUCAGAGCCCCCCGCCGCUCCGAGCUACCCGGCGCCCCAGCCCCCUCAAGAGCCUCAAUCAGCCGAGUUCCUGAAGGUGAAAAGCAACUUACGGCGCGUGGACAAUAAAAGCAGCAAAAAAGAGCUGACUCCUGAAGAGAACCACGAGAAAUUGCGGCGGGUGGAUUCAAACAGGAAGUCGAGGAGCUUCAACAAACAGCCCAGCACUGGGGAGUACUACAAGAACCUGGGCAGCGACACGGCGGAGCCCCGUGGGAGCAGAGGCAUGGCGCCCAACGAGGAGGGUUCGGUGUUAUUGGAGGAGCCUACUGAGAGUCCCGCCCCCACCUCUGAGAACGGCGCCACAGAGGAAUCUGUGCAGCCUCCACAACCACCUCCACCGCCCCCCCUUCCUCCCAGCAAUCCAAUGCCAACACCACCUCCUCCUCCUCCGCUGCCCGCUGGACCACAAGCCUCCCAGAAUAAUGGCAGCAGCACCACCUCCAGCUCCACCGACAAGAGGCGCCCAUCUUCCUCAUCAGGGAGCGGGAAUAUCUCUACCUCCCACCCAGAGGGAGGGCUGCUUAGACAGAUGAAGAGCGCAAAAUCUUUCAACAUGAUGUCCCCCACCGGAGACAACUCAGAGCUGCUGGCAGAGAUCAAAGCAGGGAAGAGUCUCAAGCCCACGCCUCACACUAAAGGCUACACCACUGUGUUCUCCAACACAGGGCCAACAGGAAACAACGGAACCGCCACACCUCCAGAGACCCAAUCAUCUCCUCCACCCACCAAACCAGCCUCCCCUCCUCAAGCCAGCCCGCCUGUCACCUCCCCGCCUGUUACCUCCCCGCCUGUCACCUCCCCGCCUGUCACCUCCCCGCCUGUCACCCCGAGCCCCAGCCCCAGCCCAACCCCCAGUCCUACUGGUCCCAGGUCCAUGUCAGGCUCUGCAAGCUUCGAGCGACGGUCCUCCAGCCCUGUGGUCAAUGGGACCGGCGGAGCUGCUACGCCCCAGCUGGAGUCGGGAAGGAAGCUGAGCCUUGCCGACAUCGAGGCGCUGGUGCCCACUCUUGAUGAGCAGGGGAAAGCCAUCCCUGAGUGGAAAAGGCAGGUGAUGGUGAGAAAGCUUCAGGCCAAGAUGCAGGAGGAGGAAGAGCACAAGCGCAAGGCUGAAGAAGAAGCAAAGCGGCUGGCUUCAAUGCCAGCCUGGAGGAGGGACAUGAUGAAGAAGAAAAUGGAUGAGGAGAGACCUCCUGAUGUGACAGGGAACAAAAAAAGAAAAGCAGAGCAGCAGGCCAAACAGGCUAAGGAGACGGAGGAGAAGCAGGAGCUGGAGCGACUACGGACCCUCGGCUACGACGAGACCAAGCUGGCCCCCUGGCAGCGGCAGAUCAUUCUGAAGAAAGGGGACAUAGCCAAAAAGUGAACUGGAUCGUUUUCCUUGCAGCGUUCUGCGCCCUCAUACACAUAGUCCAAAGCGUCUCCCUCCUCCGUCCUUUAACCCGCACUGAACAGCCGGAGGAGAGGAGAGCUCGUCUCCCCCCUGACCUCUGUUGUGUCGCUCUUCGGGACCCCGGUAACUCAGACCCGCUGCUGCAGCCGCUGCUGCUGCUGCUGCUGCUGCUGCUGCUGCUGCCCACACAAGCUCUGAGACUUGGCUCGGGUGAAACACAGCAGAGUGAUCCUAAACCUCUCACUAAACGUCUCAUGGACACACAUGGUUGUUCUUUUAGCACAGCAUUUCUGACAAGCACUGACCCUUUGUUUCUCUCUCUCUCUCUCUCUCUCUUCGCUCAGACACUUGCUAAAAAGCACUAAAUUAAAAUCACAUCUAGUCUCUAUUUACAUUUCUGCAAAACUGCAAAUCGCCGGAGGGUGUUUAGUUUAGGAGAUUUGCGGUUUUUGAUAGAUUUUUUAAAAAAAAGUGACGUGUGAGACUGUGGUUGCUAUGAAAUUGUCUUUUUCAGUCAUAGUAAUCAAAGGAAGGUAGCUUUGUCAGUUCAAAACAUCGUUGUUACAUCAUUAAGCAUUCGGAGUAUAAGUUGUAUCCCAUCAAUAUUGAAUCUUAGUCAUGAAAUCAAGCUCACAGCUGCACUGCCUGUGCUAUGAAAGUAUAGCGCAACUGUUUUAAACCGAGGUUAUCUUAAAAGACUUUAAGCGGUUAAUAUCUUUCCUCCAGUAGUGACUCAUCUUGGUGUUUUUUUUUUAGUAUAAAUCAUGUUUAGUUGGUCUAGUAGGCUGACACUGACUGCAAGUUAUUUAUGUAACGUAUAUUAGGGUCCUUUAAGCUAUCCUUAUAUUUGCAUCAGGAGAUUAUUUACCCAGGAAGCAGAGGUGGGAGGCAUCGUGCCACCAGUGAUCUAUUUGUGUGAAACACAACGGAAAAUGUAAAGCAGCUGUGGUGACGCAAAAGUAAUUAGUUAGUCUGGCCGGAAAUGUUUUCCAUGUUCCAUCCUCAGUUCGUGUCAGAAAAAUCCUUGGUGGCUGACCUCCUCAGACCUCCGCUUCCCACGUAAAUAAUCAUCAGCUUCUGCUUAAAUACGAACUCAAUGCAAAGCAUAGCGGUUUAAAGGUUAAAAAAAAGCGUUGCCAUAAACCACUGUGACUCCUGCAGGCAGGAUUUUAACUUCUUAUUGCAUUUUAAUAGAACCUCAGUUAAACCUGAACUACCCCUUAAAUGCGCUGCCAGUAGAUUGGCAGACAUUACUGCAAGUUGUUGCGAUUACAUGCCCUCUCUAAGCUAACACUUAAUUUUUUUUGGAGAAUUUGGAAUAAUGCUCAGUAGUGUAAUUGUAACUUAACUGAUAGUAGGUGUAUUAGAAAAAUAAAGCUAAAUUCAAACUUAUGACUAUUACUAUUUUUAAUGUGAUCAAAACGUUAAGCUUGAUUGUUUGAUCAUGAUUGUGAAUUUGCCACAUCAUGAGAAUCAAUCAAAGCUUUAAGCAUCGCAGAGACCACUCUGUCUUUCAGGGGCGGGGCGCGCUGGUAACAAACUGCGCUGCUAACUAGGUGAGUUACCUGCUUUAGUUUGUCCAAAUGUAAUACUAACCUGUCUGUGGUCGAGCUUCUACGCAUGUUAAAGACGAACAAGACUUCUUCAAAGUACUGUAUGAUUGACUUUUAGAGCGCUUCUGCUUGACAGUCCAGUCUGAAAACUGUUUCACCGCCUCUACCUUUUCCAGGUUUCUAAAUAUUCGUACAAUUCGCAAAACAUUAGAGCCGCGUUUAUCUGCUUAGAGCAGUGGUUCCCAAGGUCUGGGUCAGGAUCCCACUCUGGGUCUUGAAGGACCGAGUGUUUGGGCUUUACAUUAUCUAAAGAACUUUCAAUGAAACUUUAAACUAAAUAUUAGAUUUUUUUUUUUUUUUACCUUAAAAGCUAUAAUAAAAAAUAAGAUAAAAUCUGUAGUCAUAGAUGGAUUAAAAUAGUAGGCCUAUAAUAGUUGUUGAGGCUGUCUUGUCGCUAUACUCGUUAUUUGGGUCAUUAGUUGUAAUUGUGCGUAUCGAACAGCAACAGGCAAAACUGUGGGUCAGAACCGGAAAAGUUUGGGAGCCACUGAUUUAAAAGGUCAUUAGAAAAAUGUGUAUUUGGCGAUAGAUUUAUGAAUGAUACAAAUGCACACAUCAGUGCAUUGCCGUUUAAUAAAGUCGUCCUCUCUCUGUAAUACCAGAUUAUUACAAAUACGCCCUUUAAUUCGUCUACCUAGGAUGCCCUCUUUUUUUCUACAAAGAAAAGCUCUCAAGCAUACCAUUGUGUCUGGUCGGGUUUGGUUGAUCAUUUGGAAAUAUUCUGACUCACUUCUUAUCAGAUGCCAUAUGAUAUUAAAAUGAAAAGAAAUGUAAAUGUCAUUGCCAUUUAAUUUUCUAUACAUAUAUAAAUAUAUAAACUCUGUAUAUAGUGACCCUCAGAUUUUUUUUUUGUCGUUUCAUUAUUUCCAUAUUUCAUUAUAUUACAUGUCUCAGCCUCGCUCGGAUGUAGUAUGUUGGCUUGUUCUCUUGUCAUAAUAACGUCACACUGUUAACAAUGAGCAGAAUAAACCCCAGAUCAUUUAAAAGUG
Molecule: messenger RNA, 6177 nt
Organism: Fundulus heteroclitus (mummichog)
Lineage: Eukaryota; Metazoa; Chordata; Actinopteri; Cyprinodontiformes; Fundulidae
Gene: espn
Product: espin
Exons: 15
Coding region: 732-3548 (938 amino acids)
Biological process (GO): actin filament bundle assembly
Cellular component (GO): cytoplasm
Molecular function (GO): actin filament binding
Source: RefSeq, a predicted model, not a curated record